AUGCCUCAGCACCCAUCUAUGGGUCUGUGCCUACAUGAUGAUUACAAGUACCAGACUCUGGAGAAGUGCUCUCAGGACGUGGGCAACAGUACUAAGGCUGUGAGCUCUGCCAUCGCCCAGCUGCUGAGUGAGGCCACCCAGGGCAACGAGAACUACACAGGUAUGGCAGCCAGAGACGUGGCUCAGGCAUUGCGCGCUCUGGCCUCGGCCGCCCGUGGGGUUGCCGCGACGACCGCCGACCCUCAGGCCCGCAACGCCAUGCUGGACUGCGCUGGUGACGUUAUGGACAAGUCGGCCAAUCUGAUCGAAGAGACCAAGAGAGCCAUCGCCAAGCCGGGAGAUCCUGACAGCCAGCAGAGACUGGCACAGGUGGCCAAGGCUGUAUCCCAGGCCCUGAACAGGAGUGUGAACUGCCUGCCUGGACAGAGAGAUGUGGACAACGCUAUAAGAACAGUCGGAGAGGCCAGUAAGAAACUACUGGCCAAUUCUUUCCCGCCAAGUGGGAAGAGUUUCCAGGAGACGCAGGUCAACCUGAACCAGGCUGCAGCCGGUCUCAACCAGUCAGCCAAUGAGCUGGUCCAGUCGUCCAGGGGCACCACCCAGGACCUGGCCAAGGCCACUGGCAAGUUCGGCCGUGACUUCGGAGAGUUCCUGGAGGCCGGCGUGGACAUGGCCGGCCAGUCACAGAACAAGGAGAACCAGACGCAGGUGGUGUCCAACCUCAAGACCAUCUCCAUGUCGUCCAGUAAGCUGCUGCUCGCCGCCAAGGUCCUGUCCACUGACCCCAACUCCCCCAACCUCAAGAACCAACUGGCAGCCGCCGCUCGUGCCGUCACUGACAGUAUCAACCAGCUCAUCACCAUGUGUACCCAGCAGGCCCCGGGCCAGAAGGAGUGUGACAAUGCUCUCCGGGAGCUCGAGACUGUUCGAGGUAUGCUUGAGAACCCCACCGAGGCGGUCAGUGACCUCUCCUACUUUGACUGCAUCGACAGUGUCAUGGAGAACUCCAAGGUCCUGGGGGAAGCCAUGGCUGGAAUCUCCCACAACGCUAAGAACAGCAAUCUGCCUGAGUUUGGGGACUCUGUCAGCUCUGGCUCUAAAGCCCUGUGUGGCCUUACUGAAGCAGCUGCCCAGGGUGCCUACCUGGUUGGAGUGUCAGACCCUAAAAGCCACGCGGGCCAGAAGGGGUUGGUGGACCCUGGCCAGUUUGCCCGUGCCAACCAGUCCAUCCAGAUGGCAUGCCAGAACCUGGUGGACCCGGCCUGCACCCAGUCCCAGGUCCUCUCUGCCGCCACCAUCGUCGCCAAGCACACGUCAGCGCUGUGCAACGCCUGUCGCCUGGCCUCCUCCAAAACAGCCAACCCUGUUGCCAAGCGACAGUUUGUCCAGUCUGCUAAGGAGGUGGCCAACAGCACAGCCAAUCUGGUCAAGUCCAUCAAAGCUCUGGAUGGAGCGUUUAACCAGCAGAACAGAGAGAAGUGUAGGGUCGCCACAGGGCCCCUGAUAGAAGCUGUGGAUAACCUCACCGCCUUCGCCUCCAACCCAGAAUUCGCCAGCGUGCCCGCUCAGAUCAGCGCUGAGGGCCUGGCAGCGAUGGAGCCCAUCGUGGCUGCAGCUAAGACCAUGCUGGAGAGCUCCACAGGUCUGAUCCAGACCGCUCGCUCCCUGGCCGUCAACCCCAAAGACCCCCCCAAGUGGUCAGUGCUGGCCGGACACUCCAGGACCGUUUCCGACUCCAUCAAGAAACUUAUCACCAACAUGAGAGACAAAGCCCCAGGCCAGAGGGAGUGUGACGAGGCCAUCGAGGUGCUGAACAACUGUAUUCGGGAGGUGGACCAGGCCUCCCUGGCAGCCAUCAGCCAGCAGCUCACCCCAAGAGAGGACAUCUCCCAGGAGGCUCUGCAUGAGCAGCUGGCAGCUUCGGUCCAGGAGAUCAGCAAUCUGAUAGAGCCGGUGGCCAUCGCAGCCCGCUCUGAGGCCUCCCAUCUGGGACACAAGGUGUCUCAGAUGGUGAGCUACUUCGAGCCCCUCAUCAUGGCAGCCAUCGGGACGGCCAGUAAGAUUCAGAGCAGCCAACAGCAGAUGGCGGUGUUGGACCAGACCAAGACGCUGACCGAGUCAGCCCUGCAGAUGCUCUACACGGCCAAGGAGGCCGGAGGAAACCCCAAGGCGGCCCACACCCAGGAGGCUCUGGAGGAGUCCGUCCAGAUGAUGAAGGAGGCGGUAGACGACUUGGGCGCCACCCUGUCGGAGACGGCCAGCGCUGCGGGCGCCCUGGGCGGCAUGGUGGACUCCAUCACCGCCGCCAUCAACAAGAUGGAGGAGAGCCCUGCCGGCGAGCCCGACGGCUCCUUUGUGGAUUACCAGACGACCAUGGUGAAGACUGCCAAAGCCAUCGCCGUCACCGUGCAGGAGAUGGUGACUAAGUCCAACACCAACCCAGAUGACUUGGGAGGUUUGGCCAGCGAGCUUACUAAUGAGUUUGGAGAGCUAGCCACCGAGGCCAAAUACGCUGCCAUCACUGCAGAGAACGACGAGAUUGGUUCCCACAUCAAGAAGCAGGUUGGGGAGCUCGGCUUCAACUGUACUGGGCUGGUGACUAAGGCCGGAGCUCUGCAGUGUAGUCCCAACGACUCCUUCACCAAGAAGGAGCUGAUCGACAGCGCACGCAAGGUCUCCGAGAAGGUGUCUCAUGUGCUGGCGGCCCUUCAGGCUGGUAACCGUGGCACCCAAGCCUGCAUCACAGCGGCCAGUACUGUGUCGGGCAUCAUCGCCGACCUGGACACCACCAUCAUGUUCGCCACCGCCGGCACGCUCAACCGUGAGAACUCUGAAACCUUCGCCGACCACAGAGAGCACAUCCUAAAGACAGCCAAGGCGCUGGUGGAGGACACCAAGCUGCUGGUCUCUGGUGCCGGGGCCAGCCAGGAGAGACUGGCCCAGGCUGCCCAGUCCUCCGUCAUCACCAUCACCAAACUGGCCGACGUGGUAAAACUGGGCGCCGCCAGCCUGGGCGCCGAGGACCCCGAGACACAGGUGGUCCUGAUCAACGCUGUCAAAGACGUUGCCAAGGCUCUGAGUGACCUCAUCAGCGCUACCAAGGCCGCUGCAGGCAAGCCUCACGACGACCCUGCCAUGCUGCAGCUGAAGAACUCUGCCAAG
Molecule: messenger RNA, 3162 nt
Organism: Salvelinus namaycush (lake trout)
Lineage: Eukaryota; Metazoa; Chordata; Actinopteri; Salmoniformes; Salmonidae
Product: talin-1-like
Exons: 22
Biological process (GO): platelet aggregation
Cellular component (GO): focal adhesion; plasma membrane
Molecular function (GO): actin filament binding; integrin binding
Source: RefSeq, a predicted model, not a curated record